AGAGGGAGGGAGAAGGAAAGAAGAGAGAGAGGAGAGAGAGAGAGGGAGGGAGAGAGCUCGACAGGACAGACACAACCACUGGGCUGGAUUCUGGUGUCGCUUCUGUUGAGAAACCACUCUCCCACCCUCCGCUCGUGGUUUCGUUUAUCGGUCUGAAGACCCACUGCUGAAACACUGACGGUUCUGAGGAAGUUGGCAAAAGAUUUGGCCCCGGGCGGACGGGAGAGUUGAUGCCAGACGGGGUCAGCGCCGGGGAGCAAGGGAAGGCCAUUGACCGAGCCGCCAUGUCCCUGAAGUACUGCAAUGUCCCGAGUCCUGAAGCGACCAGCAACAGCUUCUGGAUGCCGGACAAGUAUAAAAGCACGGCCAAGCGAGUGGACGAUGGCUACAAGAUCUGCAACGACAUCAUGCUGUGUUUCCAAGAGAGGGCCAAGAUCGAGAAGCAGUACUCACUGCAGAUGGCGGCCUGGUCACGAAAGUGGAAGCCCUUGGUUGAAGCAAGUCCCAUGUACGGCACCCUGUUGAAGGCAUGGCACGCGUUCCUCACGUCCGCUGACCGCCUGAGUGAGCUGCACUCGGACAUCCACACCUCCCUGGUGGCCGAGGACACGGGCCGGAUCCGCAAGUGGCAGAAGGAGAUGUACCACAAAAAAUUCUUUGGGGGAUUCAAGGAAACACACGAGGUGGCGCACGGAUUCAAGAAAGCACAGAAGCCCUGGACAAAGAAACUGCAAAAGGCAGGGAAGUUGAGGAAACUCUACCACGCCAAGCGGAAAAAGGAGUGUGUGGCCAUUCUGCGGGAGAACGGGUGCCGUGCCAACACUGCCUCCUCCUGGAAGCAGCAGAAACAGCAGCGGCUGAGGGAGCAGCGCAGCCAGGAGGCGGAGAAGGUGAGCUGGGAAUUCCGGGAUCGCAGGACAACAGAGGCACGGACACUGAAGCCCCUUCUAUUGAUCACCUCCACCAAUUGCUGCCAAUUCUCUCCCCGUAGUUUCCGGUCGAUAUUUAAGGAUCUUCACCAGACGGUGCUAUCGAUAAACGACCAGAACGAUUUAAAAUGGUGGCGCAACACUUAUGGGCCGGGCAUGCCGACAAACUGGCCGCACUUCGAGGAAUGGAGUCCAGGCACGGAGAAGAUCACAGACAAGAAGGGGAAAGGACAGAAGGAAGCUGAGAAGGUGGUUCUUCAAAGCUUAAGUUUAAAUAAAGGUUAUUCCUUGGGGGAGGAUGGCAGGAACAUCCCUGGCGUGAGAAUCCGCGCCCUCUAUGAUUACUCCAGCCAGGAAUCAGACGAGCUGAGUUUCAAGGCGGGUCAGGAACUGACUAAAAUCGAGGAUGAGGAUGAACAGGGAUGGUGUAAAGGUUACCUGGAUGGAGGCCGGAUUGGACUGUACCCUGCAAACUAUGUGGAGCUCGUACAGUAGAAACUACGCACACAAACACGGGGACAUUCGGACACAAGGACAGCAAGCAGCAACAGCAACCGUCUCGGAGACACUGCUCGCAAAAACAUUUGUACAUUUGUUAUUCUCCUUUGCAUUAACUUACCCUGUGACAAUAUAACUCGAGUGGACUAUCCAUGUCAAAUUGUACAGGGGUGUGACGUUACUAUUUGAGGUAUUCUUGCUGUGUCUAGAGGGUUGAGUACGUUACACACUGUGGGUCAACCUGAGGGAGGCAAGAAUCUUGCAGAAUGCAAACAGGCCCUUCGGCCCCACUUGUCCAUGCUAACCAAGCUGCCUUCCACUGCUGCUCCCGUUUGGCCCGUACCCCUCCAAACCUUUCUUAUCCACCUACCUGUCUUUCAAAGGUGAAUUUACGCACCUUCCCACCACCUGCGGCAGCUCGUUCCACACACCCAUCCACCUGCUGGGUGGAAACGUUGAAAUCAGUCCCCUCUCACCUUCAACCUCUUUCCCUCUUAUCUGGGUCCCAUCACUUGCUAGGCCUUGCCCAACCUCAUCGAAGAUACACACAAAAUGCUGGAGUAACUCAGCGCGACUUGACCCAAAACGUCACCCAUUCCAACACCCCAGAGUUGCUGCCUGUCCCGCUGAGUUACUCCAGCAUUUUGGGUUUAAACCAGCACCUGCAGUUCCUUCCUACCCCUUCCUCUCUCCUGGCAAGUUCUGCCUUUGUUAAGGUUCUAGAUCAUAACUAACAUGACAGGCCAUUAACCAACGAGAGUCCCUAGACUUGGUGCUAACCCCUGGGAUGCAUGAUGGAAGCACACUGAGGUUAAUGUUGACACUUCCAACUUCAGGCAGCCCAUGCUUUCCCUCCCUCUCCAUCCCCUCUCCCUUCCCAAUUUUCCCACCACUCGCACUGUCUUUGACUACAAUCUAUCUCUGUCCCACCCACUCCCCUGACAUCGGUCUGAAGUAAGGGACUCGACCCAUUCCUUCACUCCAGAGUUGCUGCCUGUCCCGCUGAGUUACUCCAGCAUGUUGUGUCUAUCUGGAGUUAAUGAAUUUGCUUCGUCUUGGGAUGAACAACAUGGCCAGCCAGCCCCACACAGGUCAACAUGGCCAGUCCCACACAGGUCAACAUGGCCAGUCCCACACAGGUCAACAUGGCCAGACAACCCCACACAGGUCAACAUGGCCAGCCCCACACAGGUCAACAUGGCCAGGCCCACACAGGUCAACAUGGCCAGCCAGGUCCCACACAGGUCAACAUGGCCAGCCCCACACAGGUCAACAUGGCCA
This is a messenger RNA of Leucoraja erinaceus (little skate), 2708 nucleotides long. Its product is annotated as protein kinase C and casein kinase substrate in neurons protein 3. Lineage: Eukaryota; Metazoa; Chordata; Chondrichthyes; Rajiformes; Rajidae. Gene Ontology annotation, cellular component: cytoplasm; endosome; plasma membrane. Gene Ontology annotation, molecular function: protein binding; phospholipid binding. Gene Ontology annotation, biological process: cytoskeleton organization; plasma membrane tubulation; regulation of endocytosis. The coding region runs from base 231 to 1424 and encodes 397 amino acids. The record is from RefSeq and is a predicted model, not a curated record. The transcript has 9 exons.